AUGUCCAACUCCCUGCAACCCCUCAAGCUCUACGGUGACCGCCCAGGCCCCAACCCCGUGAAAGUGCUCAUCGUCCUCAAUGAGCUCUCGCUCCCCUACACCAUCGAAGCCGUCCCGUUCACCGAAGUCAAAUCCCCGGCCUACGUCUCCCUCAACCCCAAUGGCCGACUCCCAACCCUCCAUGACCCGAACACAGGCCUUACGAUCUGGGAAUCCGGCGCAAUAAUCGAGUACCUCGUCGACCGGUAUGACACCUCGCGCCGCCUCAGCUUUGAGCCGGGGACCCACGACUUCUACCUCGCGAAGCAGUGGUUGCAUUUCCAGAUGUCCGGGCAGGGCCCGUACUACGGGCAGAUGGUGUGGUUUACGAAGUAUCAUGCGGAGCAGCUUCCGAGUGCCGUGGAGCGGUAUGUUAAGGAGAUUAAUCGCGUUACCGGGGUUUUGGAGGGGUGGUUGGAGCAGCAGGCCGGUAUUCAUGGGACGGAGGGUGAAGCGAAUGGGCCGUGGCUUGUUGGGGGGAAGUUGUCGUAUGUGGAUUUGGCGUUUGUGCCGUGGCAGAGGGUACCGGGGAUGUUUGUUGCUGUGGAGGACUUUGAUCUAGAGAGGUUUCCGUUUGUGAAUGCGUGGUUGGGCAGGAUGUUGGAGCGGGAGGCGGUUAGGGCUGCGGUGGAGGGCGAGAAGGAGUGA
This is a messenger RNA of Aspergillus bombycis, 687 nucleotides long. It is a transcript of the gene tpcF, whose product is annotated as glutathione S-transferase tpcF. NCBI's taxonomy places the organism in Eukaryota, Fungi, Ascomycota, Eurotiomycetes, Eurotiales, Aspergillaceae. The transcript has a single exon. The record is from RefSeq and is a predicted model, not a curated record. The coding region runs from base 1 to 687 and encodes 228 amino acids.